GCUGGAUGCUGUGGAAAAGAUGAGAGUUGGAGGAUCUGGAGGCUUCACAAAGGACAUGUUCACCAAAGCUCUGAUAGAAACGGUUUCCAAACUUAACACUGAAUUAAAGGAUGUGAAACAGAGGAGUGCAAUGGCAGGUACUGAUGAAAGUCAGAGCACAGAGUGUGUCCGGAUGGUGCUGAUUGGAAAGACCGGCAGUGGUAAGAGUGCAACAGCAAACACCAUUUUGGGCAAAAAGCACUUCACACCAAGAAUCACCCCAAAGCCAGCAAACAAGACUUGUGAGGAAGCGAGAGGAGAGAUUGACGGGCGGCCUGUUGUUGUGAUCAACACUCCCGGCUUGUUUGACACGACUCUGUCUGAUGAUGAAGUCCAACAGGAACUUGUGAAAUGCAUCAGCAUGUUGUAUCCUGGACCUCAUGUGUUCUUACUGGUGCUGCAGAUUGGCCACAUUACACACGAGGAAAAGGACUCUGUGGAGCUGAUCAAAAAGGUUUUUGGCAAAAAGUCUGAAGAUUUCAUCAUCAUUGUUUUCACCAGAGGAGAAGAACUGGAAGGUCAGUCGAUUGAGGGUUAUAUUGAAGAUUGUGAUGUAUUUGUUAAAGAACUCGUCAGUGACUGCGGAGGAAGAUACCAGGUCUUCAGAAACAAAGAUGACACAAACCACACACAAGUGAGAGAGCUGCUGACCAAGAUCGAUGCCAUGGUGAGGGCUAACGGCGGCUGCUACACCACAGAGAUGUUCCAGUGGGCAAAGGAAAUCAUUCAAAAGGAGGUGGAGCAAGUUAUGAAAAGGGACCAGAUGCAGACACAGAGCAUUAACAAAAGAAAAGAUGAAGAAAUGCAACAGAUGCAAAUAAAACUGGAGACCCAAAUAUCCGAAAUGGAACAGAGAGCUAAACAUCAGGAGGAACAAAGUCAGCUUAAAAUGCAGGACGAAAUGCAAAAGCUGAGAGAAGAACUGGAGUACAUGAAGCGAAAACAGGCUGAAAAGAAAAACAAAUGCCCCGUCCACUGA
Molecule: messenger RNA, 1018 nt
Organism: Plectropomus leopardus (leopard coralgrouper)
Lineage: Eukaryota; Metazoa; Chordata; Actinopteri; Perciformes; Serranidae
Source: RefSeq, a predicted model, not a curated record